CUGCAACUGUCAGGCCCACAAAGCUCACAGCAAGGCAGAUUUCGACUCGCAAUGAUUACUGAGCGGGUUUGCUACCAGCCUAAAUCGAGGCGGAAAUUGUCCUUGAGAAUCAUGAGGCGAGAAUAAAUUCUUGCCUGACACCCGCAAAGAGGGGUUGAUAUUUCCAAGCCUUUCUUCCUCUCGAUCUCGCUUUACUCUAUUGCAUAUACGGGUACAUGAUGGCAACACUACUUCUCCUAGGUCUCUGUUUAACGUCACUGUCUGUAGGCGCUGAUGUCAACCUCACGAGCUCCGGCUGCGUCGACCCUUCUGGGCUCCAAUCUUGUCAGAAAAAAGCGAACGACCAAACCACCUCCUGCAUCAACCAGGCGAAGCGCGAUUCGAGUCAAGAAGAGCUCCUCGCUUGUAGCUGUGCGGAUUACAUCAACAACUACAACUGCUAUGCCGAAUUUUGUUGGAAUAGGGUCUGGGAAUGCGAGUAUCAGGAAUAUAUCAUCUCGUACAUGAACAACUGCGCCACUGCGAAACUGCCAGUGCCCUACUUCCCGGCUCCAGAUGAUGCUACCGAUGCCUGUUCAUGCAACCUGGGCAAGGUGCACAUGGCCGUCGUGGACGCGAUACAAGAGACUGCGACUUGUUCAAACAACGCCAACUCUGGAGACGCUUCGAGCAACGUGCAGCAGAUCCAAGGAUGUAAUUGCUGUGAAAUCAGCGGAGCACUUUCCAGUAUUUUUGAGAUCUGCCCCAACACAGAUCCUACCCUUGUCGGGCUCUCGAGAAUCAGUGAUCUCGAGACAGAGUUGAACACGCCGUUCUCAUCCUGCGGACAAUACCUGGAGACAUAUGAUUGCAUUUCCUCACUCUCGUACUCGCUCGACGGCGUCAGUACAUACCUCAAGCCUUCGGACCCUCUGCAGACUGGAACGGAAACUUUGAGUAACGGACCCGGGACUGUAACAACCCCAGCCAGCGGGCAGGUCUUCUCUUACACCAACGGUGGUGAUGGAGUGGUGUAUACCAUCACGGCUGCGACUGGGGCUGCGGAAGUCGCUGCAACAACCCACGGCACAGGAUCCGCACAGUCUGGAACCGAUUCAACAGCUUCUGCGGCGAAAAGCACUGGAACAGCAAAAUCGAGUGAAGCCCCGGUGUUGGCCAAGCGUACAUCCUGGGCGCUGGCGAUGGCUUGCUCGGCCCUAGUAGCGGUUCUUUUGUAGAUGCUGGGUUAAGAUUCAUCGUAUAAUUUCCCGCGCCACGCCGUUUCAGAUUUCGCUGCGAUCUUUACGUGAAGUGGGUUCCUCAAUAUUUUCGAGCUUUUCUGACGCUGAUGACCACCAUACUUUUCAAUUUGACCAUAGAUUUGAGGUCACAAAGCGAUCACCCUUCCUUGAG
Messenger RNA from Exophiala oligosperma, 1392 nucleotides. RefSeq lists its product as uncharacterized. Lineage: Eukaryota; Fungi; Ascomycota; Eurotiomycetes; Chaetothyriales; Herpotrichiellaceae. The coding region runs from base 216 to 1217 and encodes 333 amino acids. The transcript is spliced from 2 exons. The record is from RefSeq and is a predicted model, not a curated record.